Messenger RNA from Dendronephthya gigantea, 2055 nucleotides. RefSeq names its product methyltransferase-like protein 4. The record is from RefSeq and is a predicted model, not a curated record. Gene Ontology annotation, cellular component: nucleus; RNA N6-methyladenosine methyltransferase complex. Gene Ontology annotation, molecular function: nucleic acid binding; methyltransferase activity. Lineage: Eukaryota; Metazoa; Cnidaria; Anthozoa; Malacalcyonacea; Nephtheidae. The coding region runs from base 39 to 1319 and encodes 426 amino acids. The transcript has 10 exons.
CUUUCCAACAAAAAUGGUGAAUUUACUACCUGGAAGAAAUGUCUGUGAAAUUCAAAUGUCCACUAGGCUAUCUUGUUGACCACAAACAAUCAAUUACCACAUCUUGUGGGUCAUUGCCAUUCGCCAGUGUUGAAAAUAUAUUCAAUAUAAAUAAACAAUAUGGGCAAGGAAAAACGAAGAAGCAUACAAUAAACCACUUUACCACAUGCUCAAUUGACAGUCCACCAAACUCGAGGCAAAGGAAAAAGCGUAAAAGAAAACGCUCUCCCAAUUCAGGAGAAAUAGCAGCCUGGGAGCAUCAUGAACAGAUAAGAGGGAAGAUUUUGUCUGGAAUCGAAUCAUUGUCCAAGUCCGAAGAAUGGAGCAAUUAUUUUACUCUAAAUGCUCCUCCAGAAAGAGAUCCCAAUGCAGAAAACGGUUGUUUGCAAGCGUUAUUUCAUUAUAAUGACUUCAACGAAGCUGUUAGUGAAACAGUUUUGAAUCAUCAUCAUUCUAUAUUAUUCCCAGCUGAAGAUGUUUCUUACAAUAAUUCUGAUGUGGUGAACAGAUUGGUUACAAACGGAAAAGAUGAUUCUAUGUUGAUGUCAAUUGGUGAUGCAAAAUAUAUUCUUCCUGCAAACAGCAAGUUUGUCCUUUCAGAUGUUUCUUAUUUUUGCAAAGAUUUCACUAAAGAUACAGGUAAUUCAAAGUAUAACAUGAUCGUUAUUGAUCCUCCUUGGGAGAACAAAUCAGCAAAAAGGGGAUCUAAAUAUUCAUUCCUUCCACUCUGGGAAAUUAAGAGGCUACCUAUUCCUGAGUUGGCUUGUGACAAAGCAUUGGUUAUUGUUUGGGUGACAAAUAAACAAAAAUACAGAAGAUUUGUCAUUGAUGAACUUUUCCCAAGUUGGUCGUGUAAAUUUAUAGCAGAAUGGUACUGGGUGAAGGUGACAAGAAAAGGCGAAAUGGUGUUUGAUUUAGACUCGACUCACAAAAAGCCUUAUGAACCAAUUAUUAUUGGACGAUUUGUAAUAUCCGAUAGCAAUAACGAGCCUGAUUGUUCGGAAGCCGAGAAACAGUACAAUAACAAGAAGGAGGUUAACGCAAAGAUUGAUAGAGAAAUAUCUGAAACCAGGAUUGACAAUGAUAGAAUUAUUUGUAGUGUGCCUUGUUCAUUACAUUCUAGGAAACCACCACUCAAUGAUAUUUUUCGAGAGUAUUUACCAAAAGAUGCAGCAUGCAUUGAAUUGUUUGCUCGUAAUCUUCUUCCGAACUGGACUAGUUGGGGAAAUGAGGUUUUAAAGUAUCAACAUCUGGAAUACUUUCAGACUAAGAAGAGAUAGCAUCUUGUAUAAAUUUCCGUUCUCAGACAGGAAAGGAAUUAUAGUUUGUGCGUAUUUUCACACGCUUUUUUAUUAUUAUAGAGUACCGUAGCCCGUAGGUCCUGUUAGUUUCAAAACAUUUUCUACCCAACGAUUGGAACAAGGAAUUAGAACUUUAUAAAUUGAUAAAUUUAAGUCCUAACGUAUUAAUGUUAUUACAAUUUUGACGGGUAAACUAAUUAGUAAACUGUGAACAGGAAUUAUUUGGUCAUCUUGCUGGGACAUUGUAUUACCAAUCUUACUCAUUUUUUUAAGAUAAGCGACGCGCAAAAGUGAAAUUCGAACAUUCUCGAGACUAGAAUGCUGAAGAUUCAAUCAACAAAGUGGUUUCUGCAAAGUUUCACUUCUAAGUCAAAGACGUAUAUAAACAUAAAUGAAGAUACAAUUGCAUGUACAGCAACAGAUUGUGUGUACAAUGUACACGUGUUUACACAGGGACGAGUUUAUUGUUUGUAUUUUUCUAAAUUUUCGUUGCUAUAUUGAACCAUAGGAUUAUUAGGAUAGAACACUUUGGCACACUUUGGCACAAUAGCUGGCACAGUAAAGAGCAAUGUUUGUUUAAAUACAUUAUCUGUCUGGCAAUAAAAAUUCUCGUCAAUCUUGCAUUUUAAAACCUCGUGCAUGAUAUCAUCAAGGAUGGGUAAUUUAUCAUAUGUGUUAGAUUAAUCAUUUUUAUUUAUAGAAUUAGACCAUAAAC